UAUUUUGUAGCUUAUAAUGUUGUCUUGUUGCAUGAUGGAAAAUGGGACGAGCUUGGUGAUUGUAUCUUAACGUUAGCGAAUAGCAAAGAACCUGUCAAGGCUUUUCACGUCUUCAUCGAUUUGCCACCAGUCUACAAGAGUUUCAUCGACAAGUUCUUGCACAAAAUCCUAGAGGAAGCUAGUAAUGUCUUUCUUGAUCCUUAUAGAGUUGAAGAUUGGAGCUUGGCUUUACAAACUUUUGUUAAAAUGUGGAUUCAGCUUUUGAGCACAGGGAUGAGAUUUGAGUUACUAAGGGCGUUAAUGGAGAUUCGGGUUUCCUCUGUUGUGAAUUCAGUGAUUGAUUUAGUGAAUAAGGAAAAGGAACAGUUUUUGGUACAAGGGCUUGAAGAUUUCGAGAGGUUCUUCUCACGAGAUAUGAAUCUUUAUCAUUACGCUAAAGAUCAAUGCUAUUUUGUGUCGGCUUUAGUGAUCAAGAUCGAUGGAGUCGGGUCACAUUUGACCAAGGAGAUUGUGAGGAAGAUCAAAAUGUUGGUUACAGAACAGGACAAUCCUGCCAUUAAACCACAGGAUGAUCUUAAGAAUAGUAGAGAAGAAGAGUUUGACCGUGGCUGGUAUGACCAUUUGAAGAAUUUAUCUUCAUUGGAAGUGUUAAAGAUCUUCGCGUCCACGGAACUUGAAGAUAGGUCUAGAGAGAUAGCAAUUAGAAGAGUCAAUGCCUUACUCUCUGAUCACACUUUAAAGAAGGUGAAAAUAGAUAUUGCAGAGAUAAGAAAACUCCAACCAUUGCUCAUGUCUUGCUUAAAGGAAGAAGGAAUCUCUGACAGUAUGUUUAAAGUCCUAGGUCAGGUGGUGAACUAUGUUGCUUAUGAGAUGUUGGUCUACCAAGAGGAGACAUGCUAUGAGCUACGCGAUUAUAUUGCAUCGAGUGAAACAGAGUUUCAGAGAGCGGUUUAUAUCUUCCAGUGCUUGACAAUGGCGCUUGUUGAUGACGAUUUUGUGAUUCCUGUGAUGGAGAACCUUUUCCCAGAGAUAAUCACAAGGCUAAACCCACCAACAGAGUUGUUGGUAGAUAACAGUUGCUGGCUCUUGGUGUUUAGGGCUGCUUUCUGUGCAGCAAUUCACUUGAUAGAGGACCCAGGUUACGCUAAAUCCGUUAAGGAAAUUGCACAUAAGAUGAUAGAUUCUAUAAGAGAGCUUGUGGAAAGAGAAAUGGAGGUUGGGCUUGUGAGGAGAGCUUUCAGAGAUGUUGAAAGUAUUGUGAAGAAACAAUUGGAAUGGUACAGUACGAGCCAAUACAAAUUGGUUAAGGGUCUUCUUUGGAGACUCUAUGCAAUCAAAGGCAUGAAAUGGGAGAGUAAGAUUGUGUUGUGGAGAAUCAAUGUGAUUGUCGAGAGAGGAGUGAAAGAAGUGGAGAAAGAGCUACCAGAGACUGAGUUUGAUUGGCUGAACCUUACUGAUGAUGAGUUUGAAUAGAAAAAAAAUAGUUUUUGGUGUAUAGUCUUAAAUUGUGCAGAGUCUAGUUUUUGGUGUAUAGUUUGCAUUCGAGAAGAAACUUGUGAAGAAAUAGAUAGAUA
Arabidopsis lyrata subsp. lyrata is the source of this 1574-nucleotide messenger RNA. RefSeq lists its product as uncharacterized. The transcript has a single exon. The record is from RefSeq and is a predicted model, not a curated record. The annotation marks the transcript as partial. NCBI's taxonomy places the organism in Eukaryota, Viridiplantae, Streptophyta, Magnoliopsida, Brassicales, Brassicaceae.